UUUAUGUUUUCUGUUUAUUCCUAGAGCUUCCAGGGGAGACACUGAGACAUACUAAGAAGUCAUGAAGUUCGUCGUGGCUCUUAUCCUCCUGAUGCCGACCCUCACAGAUGGGGCUUGUAUAACAAGUUGCAACGGCUUGUCGACAACUGACGGCAAACGCUACCCCGACUGCAGCGACUGCGCCUACUACAUCCGAUGUGAACCUAGCGGCUUGCAGAGGAAGAUGUGUCCCACCUCGCUCGCCUUCAACUCAGUAGCAGGCAACUGCGACCAUCCGGCGAAUGCUGUUUGUGGGACCACAACGACAACUACAACAUCAACGACAACUACAACAUCGACGACAACAACUACAACAUCUACGACAACGACUUCGGGUCCAUUCUGUGUGUCUUCGUGUUUGGGACGUCCUGUUGGCAACGAACGUUACCCCCACUGCACGAGCUGCAGCAAGUAUGUCCAGUGUCUUGCGACGGGGAUAAAAGUGACGACAUGCCCGUCAGGUUUGCACCACAACGAUGCCAAAGACGACUGUGACACAGUCUCUAACGCCGCUUGCACAAUAACCUCGCCUACAACUGCUGCAACAUCAGCGACAACAAAACCAGCACUAGCGACUUCAUCGACAUUUUGUUUAAAAUCCUGUGUCGGUAUGAUGGUCAGCAACGAGCGCUACCCCUACUGCAGCGACUGCACCAAAUACAUUCAAUGUCUGUCCACUGGAGAAAAGGUUACAACGUGUCCAGCCGGGCUCCACCACAACGACAUCAUCGACGACUGUGAUCAACCAAGCACAGCCAAUUGCCAGUCGGACUCAGCAGGCACUUCCGGUACUUCCGGCGCAACCGGAAACUGCGUGGCCACCUGUAGCAACAUUGCCGACGGCAACUACCAGGACUGCACCGACUGCUACAAGUACGUUGCCUGCUCUGGAGGGCUCAUGUACCUGAUGGACUGUGCUGCCACUCUUGUGUGGGACGACUCCAUGAAACGGUGUGAAGGCACGUCCUCUACCUGCACCGCCAUUGGUUAAUCAUUACCAUUUCAGAUCGUGCAUGUAGUGCUACAUCUGUGAGAAACUGCUUUUGUAUGUGAAAUGUUUGAGUAGAUGGUCUACCAAAUA
Molecule: messenger RNA, 1120 nt
Organism: Haliotis rufescens (red abalone)
Lineage: Eukaryota; Metazoa; Mollusca; Gastropoda; Lepetellida; Haliotidae
Product: probable endochitinase
Exons: 8
Coding region: 62-1030 (322 amino acids)
Cellular component (GO): extracellular region
Molecular function (GO): chitin binding
Source: RefSeq, a predicted model, not a curated record